AUGAUCCGACCCGUCGCCUCCACCGCUUCCCUUCUGUCAGUCACCCAUGGUUUCUCCCACGUCUCCCACAGGAACAUGAGUCACGUGGCUCCACUGCAUGGAGGAAUAAACAUUCUUCUUGGAGGUGUGAUGAUGGGAGGAAUGCUGGUGGUGGUGUUCUGCAUCUGCUACUGUUGUCACAAAAGAGUCCAGAAGGCAGAGCUACAGACGGACUCUAGUGAGCAGUGGCUACACAACUCGGAAGAGUCUGACUCAAUGAUGCAAGUUUUUACACUAGAUGGACAGCAGCAGUGUUACGAGAUAGAAGGUGUGUUCGUAGACGAGCCGACGCCUCAACCUUCACCCCCACCCUCGUACCAGGCCGUGAUGAAGCAACAGAAAAAGGAUGACUCAGGGCUACCAACCUACGAGGCUGCCAUGAGGCUAGAGACACAGAGUAAUCAAGUCUGUACUAUAUACAUGGACCAGCUAACGUAUAUAUGAUCUACGCUGAUGAGGACAGUUGAUUUGGGGGUAGUGAAAAGUGUGUUGCAAAAAUAUGUUCGAAAUAAUCGAAAUAUAUGUAAAAUGUAUUGUAAAAAGUGCUCAAAGAAAUUAAAGGUAU
Messenger RNA from Macrosteles quadrilineatus (aster leafhopper), 604 nucleotides. RefSeq lists its product as uncharacterized. The transcript has 3 exons. The coding region runs from base 1 to 483 and encodes 160 amino acids. The record is from RefSeq and is a predicted model, not a curated record. NCBI's taxonomy places the organism in Eukaryota, Metazoa, Arthropoda, Insecta, Hemiptera, Cicadellidae.